Blastocystis hominis is the source of this 274-nucleotide messenger RNA. RefSeq lists its product as hypothetical. The record is from RefSeq and is a predicted model, not a curated record. Lineage: Eukaryota; Bigyra; Opalinata; Blastocystidae. The coding region runs from base 1 to 261 and encodes 86 amino acids. The transcript has a single exon.
AUGUACAUCUUGCAACUGUCUGUUCAUUGUAGGGAGGACAACGUUGAUUACAACGAGCUUCAUCACUAUGAUCAAGUCACACUUUUGUUAAAUGAAGUGAAACAGCGCAUUACCUACGGUUCUACGAUUCCAAAUUUGUGUCGCUGUCGUAGACGACCCAUGGUGUUGUUUGACAAGCAUAAUGCCGAGUUGAACUUUGAGUCGUUUGCGAGUUUGAAUGUACUUUAUGAACUUUGGAAAGAUUCUGCUAUAUUUGAGUGAAUGAAUGAGUGAG